AUGUCCGUCCUCUCCAUGGGGGUUCCUUUUAUCAAGGCCUCCAUCUCUGUUGUUUACAUGCCUCAGAGCCGCAUCCAAUUAUCCAUUAGGUUUCUCCUCCUUUCAGGGUCCUUCAUGUUGGUGAACUCUUCCCAGCAUGCCGUUGGUCAACGCGCCCAGCUGCUGCUGCAGACGCUGAGUGAAAAUGACACCCACUGCGUCCAGUUCAGCUACUUCCUGUACAGCCGCGACGGCCACAGCCCCGGAGCCCUGCGCGCCUACGUACGGGUCAACGGCGGCCCCCUCGGCAGCUCGGUGUGGAACGCGUCGGGUUCUCAUGGCAAACAGUGGCACCAGGUGGAGCUGGCUGUGAGCACCUUCUGGCCCAACGAAUAUCAGGUGCUGAUCGAGGCCACCGUUUCCAGGGAGCGGCGCGGCUACAUUGCCUUAGACGACAUCAUGGUGCUCAACUAUCCCUGCUAUAAGGCGCCGCACUUCUCCAGGCUAGGAGACGAGGAGGUCAACGCGGGGCAAAACGCCACCUUCCAGUGUGUUGCUGCAGGAAGGGCCUCAGAGGCCGAGAAGUUUCUUCUGGAGAAACACAAUGGGGACAUUUUAACAACGGCGUCAGUCAAGCACCUGAGUCAUCGGCGCUUCGUGGUGUCUUUCCAGCUAGACAGCGUUCAGCGUUCCGAUCAGGACCUUUACCGCUGUGUCACUCAGUCCCCCAGGGGCUCCGGAGUCUCCAACUUUGCUGAACUCAUCGUCAAAGUUCCUCCGUCGCCCAUCGCGCCGCCCCAGCUGCUGCGCGCCGGCUCCACCUACCUGAUCAUCCAGCUCAACACCAACUCCAUCCUGGGAGAUGGCCCCAUUAUCCGGAAGGAGAUUGAGUACCGUGCAAGCCAGUCCCCGUGGUCAGAGGUGCAUGGAGUGAACAUGGUCACCUACAAGCUGUGGCACCUGGAUCCAGACACAGAGUAUUACAUCAGUGUGCUGCUGACUCGGCCCGGAGAGGGAGGGACUGGUCCGCCUGGACCUCCGCUUGUGAGCCGGACCAAGUGUGCAGAGCCCAUGCGUCCACUGCGAGGCCUCAUAGCCACCGAUGUCCAGCCCAGGCAACUGUCCCUGCAGUGGGAGAAUCUGGCAUUCAACCUGACACGUUGCCACACCUACUCAGUGUCCCUGUGCUAUCGCUACACAAUGGCUGGGGGAGGCGGAGGCCACAACACCACCGUACGCGAAUGCCUGGCCGUAGAGCACAACGCCUCGCGCUUCACUCUCCGCGAUCUGCCCCCGUACCACGGCAUUCACGUCCGUCUGUCCCUGGCAAACCCAGAGGGGAAGAAAGAGGGCAGAGAGGUCACCUUUCAGACCGAGGAGGACAUUCCCGGAGGCAUAGCACCAGAGUCACUCACCUUCACCCCUCUGGAUGACAUGAUCUUUCUGAAGUGGGAGGAGCCUGUCGAGCCCAACGGCCUUAUUACCCAAUAUGAGAUCAGUUACCAAAGUAUCGAGUCAUCUGAUCCAGGCAUCAAUGUCCCGGGGCCCAGGAGAACAGUGUCCAAGCUUAAAAAUGAGACCUACCACAUGUUCUCCAACCUUCACCCUGGAACGACUUACCUGAUCUCCGUGCGAGCACGUACAGCCAAGGGCUUUGGCCAGACUGCACUUAAGGAAAUCACCACUAACAUCUCAGCACCUACAUUUGAUUAUGGAGACAUGCCAUCCCCCCUGAGUGAAACUGAGAGUACAAUUACCGUGUUGCUGCGCCCCGCUCAGGGCAGAGGAGCACCUGUUAGCACGUACCAGGUGGUGGUUGAGGAGGAGAUGGUUAAGAAAGUCAAACGGGAGCUGGGGCUUCAGGAGUGCUUCCCGUUGCCCAUGUCGCACAGCGAAGCCCAGGCCCGGGGCACUCCACACUACUACACCGCUGAGCUGCCUCCCAGCAGCCUGCCGGAGGCCAGUCCCUUCACUGUGGGCGACAAUCACACUUACAACGGUUACUGGAACAGCCCGCUGGACCCCCGGAAAAGCUACCUCGUCUACUUCCAGGCCAUGAGCAACUUCAAAGGGGAAUCCAGGAUUAACUGCGUCCGCAUUGCUCGCAAAGCGGCCUGCAAAGAUCACCGUAAGGCCCUAGAGGUCUCCCAACACUCCGAGGAGAUGGGACUGAUUCUUGGCGUGUGUGCUGGAGGACUGGUGGUUCUCAUCCUUCUGCUUGGUGCCGUCAUCAUCAUCAUCAAGAAAGGGAAACCAGUGAACAUGAACAAGACACCUAUUACCUACCGGCAGGAGAAGAGCCAUAUGGGCUCCAUGGAGCGCAGUUUCACAGAUCAGAGCACCCUGCAAGAGGACGAAAGAAUGGCUCUUUCCUUCAUGGACUCACACACAUGCGGUACACGAAGUGACGCUCGCAGCUCGGUGAACGAGGCCAGCAGCCUGCUCGGAGGCUCCCCGAGGCACCAGUGUGGACGCAAAGGCUCCCCUUACCACACGGGUCAGCUCCACCCCGCGGUCAGAGUGGCUGAUCUGCUCCAGCACAUCAACCAGAUGAAGACUGCCGAGGGCUACGGCUUUAAGCAGGAAUACGAGAGCUUCUUUGAUGGCUGGGAUUGCACAAAGAAGAAGGACAAAACCAAAGGGAGGCAUGACACUUUGCUGGGAUAUGACCGGCACAGAGUGAAGCUCCAUCCUCUUCUGGGAGACCCCAACUCCGACUACAUUAAUGCUAACUACAUUGAUGGCUACCAUCGAUCCAACCACUUCAUCGCCACUCAGGGACCCAAGCAGGAGACCCUGUACGAUUUUUGGAGGAUGGUGUGGCAGGAGAACUGUUUCAGCAUUGUCAUGAUCACCAAGCUGGUAGAAGUUGGCAGGGUAAAGUGCUGUAAAUACUGGCCUGACGACAGCGAGAUGUACGGUGACAUCAAGAUCACCCUGCUUAAGACAGAGACGCUUGCUGAGUACACAGUUCGCACCUUUGCUUUGGAGAGGAGAGGAUAUUCAACCAAGCACGAGGUUCGACAGUUCCACUUCACGUCCUGGCCUGAACACGGGGUGCCCUAUCACGCCACCGGACUGCUGGCUUUUAUACGAAGAGUCAAGGCAUCCACGCCUCCUGAUGCUGGUCCUGUGGUGGUCCACUGCAGCGCGGGGGCGGGCCGUACCGGCUGCUACAUCGUCCUGGAUGUCAUGUUGGACAUGGCCGAGUGUGAAGGUGUGGUGGACAUCUACAACUGUGUGAAAACCCUCUGCUCCCGACGUAUCAACAUGAUCCAAACCGAGGAGCAGUACAUAUUCAUCCAUGAUGCCAUUCUAGAGGCGUGUCUUUGUGGAGAGACCGCCAUCUUGGUGAAUGAGUUUGCAGUCACUUACAAAGAGAUGCUGCGUGUGGAUUCUCAGAGCAAUUCCUCUCAGCUGCGGGAGGAGUUCCAGACCCUGAACUCUGUGACUCCCCACCUGGAUGUGGAAGAGUGCAGUAUUGCUCUGCUGCCCAGAAACCGUGAGAAAAACCGCAGCAUGGACGUCCUGCCGCCGGAUCGCGCCCUGGCCUUCCUGGUAACCACCGAGGGGGAGAGUAACAAUUACAUCAACGCGGCCCUGGCUGACAGCUUCCACAGGCAGGCUGCCUUCAUCGUGACGCCUCACCCGCUGCCGGGCACCACGGCUGAUUUUUGGAGGCUGGUUUUUGAUUAUGGCUGCACAGCAGUAGUCAUGCUCAACCAGCUAAACCAGUCAAAUUCUGCCUGGCCUUGUGUUCAGUACUGGCCAGAGCCCGGUUUACAGCAGUAUGGGCCCAUGGAAGUGGAAUUCCUGUCCAUGUCAGCUGAUGAGGAUGUCAUAACCCGUCUGUUUCGGGUCAAGAAUGUCACAAGGCUCCAAGAGGGCCAGCUGGUGGUGUGUCAGUUCCAGUUCCUGCGCUGGUCGGCUUAUCGUGACGUCCCCGACUCCAAGAAGGCUUUCCUCAACCUGCUGGCUCAAGUGCACAAGUGGCAACGGGAGUGUGGAGAAGGACGCACGGUGGUGCACUGCCUCAAUGGUGGUGGUCGUAGUGGGACACUCUGUGCCUGCAACAUCCUGCUUGAGAUGAUCCAGUACCAGAACAUGGUGGACAUCUUCUAUGCUGUCAAAACUCUACGCAACUGCAAACCCAACAUGGUGGAGUCUCUGGACCAGUAUCGAUUUUGCUACGACCUCAUCCUGGAGUACUUGGACUGCUUUGAGGGCAGAUAGCAACUAAAUGUUUACCACAGCACAACUGUCCCAUGUGGUGGAGAUUUGAUUUGAGGCCACCCAGUGACAUCCCCUCUUCUAUAAUAUUUGGACCUCUGGACUUUGAAGAAAGGAGUAGAAAGAAAAAAAAAAAAGGUCAAGGUUCUAACUUUUAACCUUUAAUGUACAGCUGUGAGUUCCUCUUCGUUGAUGUUUCUCCCUUUUGAUAUUAUUUGUGUUUUACUUGGUCCUUUUUGCCUCCUGGGCCGAUCCGCUUUUGUGCUGAAGGUUUCUGUAGCAGCAAAACAAUAUUCUGAGCUACCUGUGUAUUCUGACGAGGGUCUCCAUUGCUGUGCUUCAUUUUUUCAGUUCAGCUGCGUUCCCCUGAAUUGGAAACAUUUUCUUCUCUUAUAAGAGCUGCAUAGGACAGCAGUCUGCUGUGGCUGAGGCAUGACUUAUCUAACAUACCAUAAACUGCCUUAUUAUCUAUUGUUAGGACACAGUCAUUCAGAUGUAACAACAUCAAUCUGAAGUGGCCAUCACACUUGUGUAUAAAACAGCAACAAGAGAUUUAAUAGACUUACAGGAGUACAACUGACCAACUCAGUAUUGAGGCAGAAACUGUACAGUAGUGCAAUGUGUUGUAUUUUUGCCAUAAUGUGUGUGCUGGAUUACCAUGUGUGCUAAAGGUGGGUGUUUCCUGGCACCGCAGCAGUGGUCCCGAUCCCACCACAGGAGAUUCCUGUCUCAUUACUGUCACAGUGCCAAUCCCACUUACUGACUUGAAUCCUUUACUUUGUUCUUUGCUUCAUCUCAAUGUAUGCCUACAAACAUGUACUGUGUCAUCUAAUGUUCCCACUCCGAGGUGAUUGUUUGUAUUUUAUACCCAGUGGGAAAGAAAAACAAGCAGUGGGUAACCGUAUCGAGAUGCCCUUGUGCUGAUGUGAAAACUAAUGUUCCAUUAAUGCUUCGGUGGUUUGUCUAUACCAGUGCCGCACUACAGAUUCAAGUCUGUAACCAUUUUACUAUUUUAUUGUCUGAGACGUUUGGUUUUACUGUAAACUGUUAAAGUAAGUUAAAGCAGUUUGACUUUAAUCAGUUGCGCGGCUCAUUUUGAGCGUUUUGACUUAAAGUCACUCAUUGUUAGUGGUGUGAAAUGAGUUAAUAUGUAUAUAUCGUAAAAAGGGGCAUUAGGAUUGAGUAGAGGGGUAAAUGAAAUCUGUUGUGCAGCACCACUUGCACUUGAACAUGUUGGUGUUUUCACAACAUUUUCAGUGUGACAAAAGUAAAUUAAAAAGGAAAUAUGUUAAGAAACAACUUGCCAGAGACCCUGUUGUUAAGUUACCACAGACAUGAUUUAAAAAAAAAAAAAAAGUGUUUUUCAGGUGCUCAUCAAUGGCUGGAGACCAUGGAGCUCCAUAUGCCUCGGCCAGGCUGGUACAAACUGAUCUAAAUCAGCUUUGUAACAGCCUCGUCACACAGGGAGGAAGCCAUUUUGGGUUUUUCUUUUUUUCAGAAGAACAAACACACCUUCUAUUGUUAACCUUUAAAUUAUCUUUCGCUCCACCAUCCCUCCUGCAGCUCCUUUCAGUGCAGCUUUGCUAAGCGGGUGGUGACUGUACCACUCAGGGACCUGCUUUGUUAAACCAGGAGAGGCACCUUGAAGCCCACAGAAGCUGAAAAAUGACAGCUUUAGGCAAAGUCUGCUGCUCGUUUGCAGCUCACAGUAAGAUUUUUCGACAGUGCGCCAAUACCACCAGGCUCUCAAACAUUCACGCAUAUACAGAACAGCUGGUUUUUGAUGGUUAGCUACAGUGCAGUCAGUGAUCUGGCUCCUGGAUUGCUGGAGGAAGUGCCUGGAUGCUUUUUCUCAAGUGUCAAUGGAAUGUGUACAUACAGAUGUAUAUUGUAAUGUGAAUACCAUGUGAAUAAUAUACUAUAUGUUUGCCCAGAGUAAAGACGUACAGUAAUUAACCACUGCAUAACCACAAAGCUGAAUGUGCUGUAAAUGACCAUUUUGUGAGGUUUUUGUUUUGUUAGUUUGCCAGACAACAGAGUAUGAACUGCAGUCAGACUUUGAGUGUUCAUCUCAUCACUUUAAAUGAAGAGCUCAUCAAAAUGUAUGAGUGUACCGUCUGCUUUGCAUUUCGUUUAAUUAAUUUCGGACUAUCUAGAUCGUCAUGAAGUAUUUCAUCUGCUGUCUGAGUGCAUUGUACUUUUAUCAUUCCAAAGCGUUCUAUUCUUACUGCAAACUGCCAACACAGGAGCCCUGAUUUCACUCGCCUCUUUCUGUAUGAACCAAUGGUACAUGACUACUGUGUUUUUGACCAUUGUAUCUGUGGGGACAAGGGGUGUAUUUAAUGAGAGGGGAAGGAGAUGGCAGAUGUACAUUAGAGUCAGGACGGGGUUUCUGCUGAGGGCAAAAUGAUUAACAAUAAAAGAGAAAGAGGGG
Molecule: messenger RNA, 6643 nt
Organism: Menidia menidia (Atlantic silverside)
Lineage: Eukaryota; Metazoa; Chordata; Actinopteri; Atheriniformes; Atherinopsidae
Source: the annotation of a GenBank genome assembly